Messenger RNA from Necator americanus (New World hookworm), 960 nucleotides. RefSeq lists its product as uncharacterized. The transcript has 8 exons. Lineage: Eukaryota; Metazoa; Nematoda; Chromadorea; Rhabditida; Ancylostomatidae. The record is from RefSeq and is a predicted model, not a curated record. The coding region runs from base 1 to 960 and encodes 319 amino acids.
AUGGCUCCGCUGACGUCAUUGCCCGACUACGGUCUAAACACAGACGAUGUUCGUUAUCUUAGUGUCGAGUCCGUGAUUAGAGGUCGAGGACCAGACCGACUGAAAUUUCUUGAUCUGGAAGGACGUUGGAGUUUAAGUGGAAAGAGCAUUCCGUUUAUCUCCUCAGCAUUCAAUCAUCUCGAACGUCUCAAUGACGCCAGGGUUCCAUUCAGGGAUAUAGUGGAUGAACCAAUCAAUGCCAUCGGAAUGGUAGGAUGGACACCUUCUUCUGAACCAGCUAAAGAAUUCGAAGAGAGGAAACCACCCGCUAAAUUUAAGCUUCCCGUUCCUGUGCUAGUGGAGGAAGAGGUUCCGCCAAGUCCACGCGAAAGAAUGCCUCAUCGCACGGCUGGAUAUGGACCUGCUCAUCAAAAACGUAAGCUAUCGAUACCUGAUCGUAGUAGAAGCGUAUCACCAAUGCGUAUGGAGUCACCAAUUCCCACAUACGACAGAUAUGCGAAGUAUGAGAGGAAUAGAACAGACUCGAUGACCCGUUAUGGAACGAAAUGGGGUGAGGAUAUCGGUACUCCUUCACCGAAUGAGUCCGCUGAUUCACGUCCACCUCAUCGAACUCCGGCGCUAAGCCCGAGGAUUCCCAUCUCAAUAACGUCAAUGCAUAGCGAUUUUGGCAGAAACAGAGGUACCCCUUACAAGGAAGAGCUGAGAGUGAUGACCAGAGAACAGAAACAAGGUUAUGUCCCGUAUAGAAGUGGAGGAUACGGUGCCUACCAUGAGAAGAGACAAUACGAGCUUUCACCUCGUUCAAUCGGAUCCGCUGCGGAUUACACAAGCGGCUCUGAGCAAUCGUCUCCGGUGUCAACGUACGAUAGAACUGCAGAUGAAAUUGUGCUCAUGGAAUAUCAUUCGAGAAGAACCACUGGCACGUCACCAAGAAGAGAACGCACAGCCUGGGUCCAUUGA